Messenger RNA from Symbiodinium natans, 360 nucleotides. The record is from the annotation of a GenBank genome assembly. Lineage: Eukaryota; Dinophyceae; Suessiales; Symbiodiniaceae.
AUGGGCUGCCAAAGCAGCAAGGGGGUCGUCCAACCCAAGCAGCGGAUCAAAAAUCAGCGAACCGCCAUGAUGGAGCUAGCCAGCCUGGACUCAGAUGCAUCUACCGACCUUGCCUCUGCUGACUACGCUACCGAGGCUUCCGAGGAGAAGGCGGCUCCAUCUUACCACGCGGGCCCCAGCACGAUUCGCGAAGAGAUCCCAGCAGAAAUCUCCGUACAGGCCAUCAGCUCCCACUUGGAAACCCCGGUGCCGCCGCCGGGCGACAUUUCUGAGUCCGUGGAGAUCCGACCAAGCUCUGCUGGGAGGAGCGCCACCAUCUUUUGCCAAUGCUGUAUGAUCGACUCGAGCGAUCCUGCAUGA